CGGUUGUGUGGUAGUUGCAGAGUCAGAGCUUAGAUCGGCUAUGGCGGCGGUCUUUUGGAGCUGUUGGACGCGGAAGAGAAGACCGCAUGGAAACAAGUCAGCGCUCUUUUACACGGUCAUGGAUAGCCCACUUACUGGACUCAGUGUUUCCGGUUGCACGACACAGAGUGGGUUGAGCUGGACAGUUGGAAAGGGGGCGCAGCUCGGGUGAACCAGAAUGAC
Laetiporus sulphureus 93-53 is the source of this 222-nucleotide messenger RNA. RefSeq lists its product as uncharacterized. Lineage: Eukaryota; Fungi; Basidiomycota; Agaricomycetes; Polyporales; Laetiporaceae. The record is from RefSeq and is a predicted model, not a curated record. The transcript has a single exon. Bases 41 to 211 code for a protein of 56 amino acids.